GAAAUGAUCAUGUUGUACAUAUUUCAUUCAACAAUAGAACAACAGGUGCUAGAAAUAAUGUCAACAAAAAUAUUCGCUCAUUAUCAGUUUUAAUUAAAGAAAAUAUGUAUAAAGUAUUUUGUUUAGCCUAUACUGAAGUUAAUCACAAAAAAAUAGCUAGUAUAUAUGAAAAAUUGCACAAUAAAUGGGAUAAUAUUAACAAAAAAUUGGUUGAACUUUUUUGUGAGAAUUGUUCUAUUUAUGUUAUUCGUAUAAACAGAAAAUUUAGUAAUAAAGUAGCAGGAAAAGAAUUAAUUGUUAAAAACUUUUUAUCUCAUUUACAG
Messenger RNA from Funneliformis geosporum, 323 nucleotides. The record is from the annotation of a GenBank genome assembly. Lineage: Eukaryota; Fungi; Glomeromycota; Glomeromycetes; Glomerales; Glomeraceae.